GUCGGUCCUUUCUAGUGAUCUGUGCAAGCAAGGCCGCUUCAGAUGUAUCUGUGGCCGUAAAUAGAAGAGAGAAAAAGAGACAAAAGCACGAACGAGGCAAGAGCGUCAGAACUCAGCAGAGGCAACUGGAGCGACCCACCACAGACAAAAAAAUGAAGUACAACCUGUUUCCACGUCUCGACUUUUUUGCUUACUUGAAACGGAUACACGUCUCUUAUCACCCGGGUCGGCCAAAAACGGAGGUUGCAAGGUACAAUGUUGCUUUAUUUCGUUUUCAUUGUGCACCCCCAGCGAGAAGCCAGAACUUGUUUUGAUGAUAAAACCCUCCUCAGUUGCAGGAGAUUUGCGAUAGAUGGAUAGUAUGGUGCCGACGGCACGACGACACUACGACUACCUCGACUAGAGUAAGAGUCCUGGAGCACACAUAAAAUCGGCGCCUCUACUUCCAGUUCUAUAACUUACUCAAUUUAUCAUGUUCCCUUCCACUUCCACAGGCGGCUGAUAAUGAGAAUGACUUCGGAAGGCACGAAGAAAAAGUUUCCGCAACUACAAGCCACUUGGGAGCUUUUGGGGUACGACGCGCCAAGUACAGUCCAGGUCGAGUUCGUGAACGGGAGGGAAAAAAGAUUUUUGAUAGAACACUACAGUCGAUAUGAAAUGCAGAAUAUAGUAGACGAAUGGCAGUAUGGGGCACACAUGGAACACAUGAGGGAGAAUAAUUUAGAAAAAGCAGAAGACGAUGCAGACUGACGAGCAGUACUAGGACAACAAAUGUUCGUGUUGUUUCGCACCAGUAAUGUGACGAACUUCUAUAACCGCAAUUUCAUUUUUUACUUUUUACGUUAAAGAAGGAGGCUCUCUGGCG
Messenger RNA from Amoebophrya sp. A25, 865 nucleotides. The record is from the annotation of a GenBank genome assembly. NCBI's taxonomy places the organism in Eukaryota, Dinophyceae, Syndiniales, Amoebophryaceae.